Molecule: messenger RNA, 1404 nt
Organism: Thelazia callipaeda (thelaziosis nematode)
Lineage: Eukaryota; Metazoa; Nematoda; Chromadorea; Rhabditida; Thelaziidae
Source: the annotation of a GenBank genome assembly
AUGAUGUGUGCUACAGAUUUUGAUUGUUGUAUUCCUCUUUGUAGUGUUUGCACUCGACAUCUGAAAGGUUUCGAAAAAGUGGAGCUUAUAAGUGAACCAAACUUAUGCCCUCUUUGUUUUGGCGUAUUAAACGAGGAUUAUAUCGAUAAAGUAAUGGCUGAGGUGAAAAGCAAAUAUGUAGACAGUGGGCAUGAUGCAGAAUCAUUUAUGCUUGCAAUCAAUAUGCCUGUUACAACUAUUCUGCGAGAAGCAUUAUAUGGUUGUGCUUAUCAUAUGGCGUCAUCAAAUGGCACUCUUUUUGCCGUCCCUUUCAAAUUACGCAUUAUUAGUGCUUACUUGGAACGAAUUCGGGAUGCAACGGGUUUGACACCAUCAGUCAAUUCUGAUCUAACUCUUACCCUUACAUUUACUAAUGAUGAAUUCAAUGAAACUGAUGUUGAUUACUUACGAACCAAAUAUCCAAAUGAUUUUCAACUGUCAAGAAAAAGGUUGAAAUAUACCAGUGCUGAAGAUAUCGUUCAUUCGUUGUUCACUAAAGUACGAAUCGCAAAUAUGCUGCACAAUUUGAAUCGGGAAUACGCAUUGUUCUACAAAAUGGCAUCGCCUUCAACACAGUGCUCUUUCUCAGUUUCAUUUAAACGAAAUUCAAUUUUUAUAGCCGGACGUUACUGCAAAUUUUCUAGAUUUAUAUCUCAAAGUCCCUGGUUUGAUUCAACCAACGAUACAUCACAAUCAUCUAAUCCUUCGAUCUCGGAGAUCAUCGGAAUUCCAUUUAUUGAAGAAACCAAAUGUGAUUCCGUGCGUUUUGUUGCUUUGGGAAGGGAAGAUAUUGAUGUACGAAUGCUUGGUAACGGGCGACCAUUCGUAAUACAACUUAUAAAUCCGAAGAAACUCGUUCCAUUUCGAAGCGAUCUGAUGCAAGCGACUUUAAAUAAUAUAAGAGAUAAAAUCAAUGAAAAUCGCGAUGUAAGAAUUCCCUCCGACUUGAAGCAAAUCACGUCCGAUCAAGCAUCUCUUAUAAAGAAAGGACAAGAUGAUAAGCGAAAGAUAUACACGGGUUAUUGUUAUAGCGCAAAAGUGAUUGAUGAUUCAGUAUUUGAAGAAUUGUCUGGCAAGGCACCCAUUGAAAUAAUUCAAAAGACUCCAGUACGAGUGCUGAAACGUCGGCCAUUGCUUGAAAGAAAGAGAACUAUAUUUUCUAUGAUGGCAAUGAAAUUGGAUGACAAUCACUUUAUUCUCAAAUUGUUAACGCAGGCGGGGACUUACGUCAAAGAAUUCGUUCACGGCGAUUUUGGCCGAACUCGACCUUCUCUAGCAGAUUUACUAGAUGUUAAAUGUGGUGAGAUCGAUAUACUUGAUUUGGAUGUCAAUAGUGUGGAAAUGGAUUGGCCACCGAGAUCAUAA